GCGGCUCGCGGUCCGGGCAUGUUUCAGCAGCGCUGCGGGGCGGGCGGAUCUGUUCGGUCUGGAUUUUUGUGAAUAAAAGCCCAGAAAUAAUCCGCUUCCACGCCUCGGAUUAACCCGGAUGAAUGGACUGUACCAGCUUUACUACAGCGCAGCGCCGCUCCUGCCACAUAAUGAACCCGGAAUUACUGAACCCGUCCCCGGACCGCUCCCCGGCAGCACCGCCGCCCAAGCCGAACCGGAACACCGCGAACAAAUGUGAACAGCCGAAACCGGAGCUGGCGCAGGUGGUGGUGGACCCGAAGAGUGGGAGAUCUUACACUAAAGGAAAGCUGCUGGGAAAGGGAGGGUUCGCUCGCUGCUAUGAGAUGACAGACCUCGCCAGCAGCCGGAUGUAUGCAGUGAAGGUUAUUCCACAGAGCAGAGUGUCCAAACCACACCAGAGAGAGAAGAUUACGAAUGAAAUAGAGCUUCACAAAACCCUUCAGCACAAGCAUGUGGUGAAGUUUUCCCAUCAUUUUGAGGACCAGGACAACAUCUACAUCUUCCUGGAGCUCUGCAGCAGAAAGUCCUUGGCACAUAUUUGGAAAGCGAGACACACCCUCACGGAUCCUGAAGUGCGUUACUACCUCAGGCAGAUCAUAUCCGGCCUCAAAUACCUCCACAACAAAGGAAUCCUCCACAGAGACCUGAAACUAGGUAAUUUCUUUGUAAAUGAAAAUAUGGAAUUGAGAUUAGGAGACUUUGGACUGGCUGCUAAGUUGGAGACGGUUGAGCAGCGAAAGAAAACCAUUUGUGGAACACCAAACUACCUGGCACCAGAAGUGUUAAACCGGCAAGGCCACGGGACCGAGUCCGACAUUUGGUCCUUGGGUUGUGUAAUGUACACGCUGCUGUGUGGAAACCCUCCGUUUGAAACCUUAGACUUGAAAGAAACGUACAAAUGCAUAAAGGAAGUGAGAUACAGUCUCCCGCCUUCACUUUCACCAGCGGCACAGAAGCUAAUCUCCGCCGUCCUGCAGAAAAACCCCAGCGACCGCCUCACUCUCGACCAGAUUCUGGUCCACGAGUACUUCAGCAAGGGCUUUACUCCAGACAAACUUCCCCCCAGCUCCUGUGUGAUGGUCCCUGAGCUCAGCCCACCCAGUCCUGCCAAGAAGUUCUUCACCAAAAUGGCCAAGAGCUUAUUCGGCAAAAAGAAGUCCAAAGUAGAGAAAAAGCCCAGUGAAGAUAAGGAGGACAUCUCGAAGCUUGUGUCCGGCAUGGUGAAGCACUCCAUCAGCCGGCAGAUCAGCUACAAGACCGUGGGGGUGAAUGAGGCUCCCUCUCCUGUGGGUCAGCUGGCCAGCUCUGGACCUCUGGACACACCGGGUGAAGAAGAGUCCAGAAAAUCAGCUCCUCGCUCGUUUAAAGGCACAGUGGCCAGCAGCACUGACGCAGGUGAAGGCACCUUGACUCCAGCAGCUGUGGCUGAAGCGGCCAAGAAGGUUCUCACCAGCUGCUUAUCCACCAUGCCGACAGCUUCGAAAAACCCUCCGUGUCUGGAGAAACCUCAGCCUUUCCUGUGGGUGAGCAAGUGGGUGGAUUACUCCAACAAGUACGGCUUCGGAUAUCAGCUGUCCAAUCAGAACGUCGGGGUCCUCUUUAACGAAGGGACUCACCUGAGCCUGUGUGAUCAGCGCAGAACGGUGCAUUACUGCCUGACCAACAACAAACACUUCACUUUUCAAGCUGAUUCGUUACCUGAACCUCUUCAGAGGCAGAAACACAUCGUGGAACUCAUGGCCAAAUACAUGGAGCAGAAUCUGAUGGAGGGAGGAGAUCUGGGGUUCGAGGAGCAGCCGCCUCCUUCUGCAUCUCCACCUCUUCUCCUGCAGUGGAUAAAAACUGAACAUGCCCUGGUCAUGCUCUUCAACAACGGCUCAGUACAGGUGAACUUUUACGCUGACCACACGAAGGUCAUCCUGAGCAAGUCUGCAGACUCCUCCUACCUGCUGACGUACAUCAGCCGGGAGCGCGUGUCCACCUCCUACCCUCUGCACGUGCUCAGUGAGAGCGGCUGCUCGUCGGAGCUGCGCCACCGCCUGCAUUACGUGGUGCAGCUGCUGCAGCACUACGCCAGCGCGUGACCGAACCCCCAAACCCCCAAUAAAAAAAGCUUGGGCUGCGUGCCAUCAACACUUGCUGCUAAAAAAAUAAUACAAAAAAUAAAAUAUCAAAAGGACUUAAACAAAGGCUGGAACCGGAAGUCAUGGGACGCACCGUGCAACGUUCUGGACUUUUCCUUUAAUACUUGACCCGACUCCUGACACUUACACUACCGACGUGACGUGCAAACACACAACACAGCACUCGGCCCGUUCUUUCAGCUGGACUGGUGGGAGGGGCUUCAACAUUGUGGGAGGGGCUUGAACAUUGUGAAGAGUGCUGAACUGAACGUCUUCUACUACUCAAGAUGAAACCAGGCAGAGGAGCAGAGGAGCCUGGCGUUUUAUGCUUCGACCACGAGCCUUCCAUUUCUUUCUUUUUCUUCUUCUCCUCCUUUUUCUCAAAGUUCCAGACGUGUAGAGGUUUAUUUUCCAGAGCUACACGCCAGAUAUGGACGGCUUUAGACUUCCAAGAGUUUAUUUUCAGGAGAAAGGUUUAUUUUAAAGCUGGCGGAGGAGGGUGGCGAAUUCUGCGCAGUGAAGGACCCGCAGUGAGGCGUGGAGGGGAGCGUAAAGUGCCUUUCUUCGUUGACGUUUGUCUGGGUUGUGCAAUAAUGGCCCUUCUGAACCUCAAGCUCGAAUAACAAAAGGAGGGAUCAGAAAAAGGCAUAUGGAUAUUAUCAUGAUAUUGUUGUGCUUCAAUAUGAUUGAUUGAUCGAUUAUUUUCAUGGGUUUAAAGUCCCCUGGGUUUCAUGUCACUACAGACAAACCCGUGGUAUAAGCUUUUUUUGCCUGAUCAAUGGUAUUAUACUCUUUAAUAAUAUCUGUAUCAGAAGGAAAACUAAUUUAAAAAACUAUAUUUCAUUUGUGCCUCAAACUCUGUUACUUGUUACACGCCUUCCAUCUUAUGAUGUAUUCCUUAAUACUGUGAUCCUGACUGUAGGGAGUGAAAGAAGUAAUAAGUAUUGUGUUUAUAUGAUAAUUUGUGGAGCUAUUACCUUUUUCAGACAAUUAUUAUUAUUAUUAUUAUUAUUAUUAAUAAUUUUGUGGCACGUGUUCUCUCUAUUUAUUUAUUUUUUAUUUAUGCUUUAUUAUUUUAUUUAUUAAAACAGUAAAUGGUGUGAACACUGGGUAAUGUUCGAGAUCACUUUUUUAUGUGUUUGGGAGGGGAAAUAAAGUUUCAUGAAAUGCACAUAAA
This is a messenger RNA of Astyanax mexicanus (Mexican tetra), 3342 nucleotides long. It is a transcript of the gene plk3, whose product is annotated as polo-like kinase 3 (Drosophila). Gene Ontology annotation, cellular component: cytoplasm; centrosome; nucleus. Gene Ontology annotation, molecular function: ATP binding; protein binding; protein serine/threonine kinase activity. Bases 123 to 2126 code for a protein of 667 amino acids. Gene Ontology annotation, biological process: mitotic cell cycle; protein phosphorylation; mitotic G1/S transition checkpoint signaling. The record is from RefSeq and is a predicted model, not a curated record. The transcript is spliced from 15 exons. NCBI's taxonomy places the organism in Eukaryota, Metazoa, Chordata, Actinopteri, Characiformes, Acestrorhamphidae.